AAAAGAGACUCAUUUUGACCCAUAGCUAGAGUGAAAAAGGGACAACAUAGCAGUGAGUCAGUGGUAGUGGUGGUGGCCCUCGCCAUGGUGCUGCCACCACCAGACAAACGACAUGUCUGUCUCACCACCAUUGUCAUCAUGACCAGCAUGGCUUUCAUGGAUGCCUACCUGGUGGAGCAAAACCAGGGGCCACGCAAGAUUGGCGUCUGUAUCAUCGUCCUAGUUGGAGACGUGUGUUUCCUCAUAGUGCUCCGAUAUGUAGCUGUGUGGGUGGGAGCUGAGGUACGGACGGCACGCCGCGGCUACGCCAUGAUCCUAUGGUUUCUCUACAUCUUUGUUUUGGAGAUCAAGCUCUACUUUGUUUUCCAAAACUGCAAGGCUGACCGCAAAAGUCUGGAGACCGUAGCAAGGAAGGCUCUGACUUUACUCCUCUCUGUGUGUGUACCAGGCCUUUAUUUAGUCCUGGUGGCUCUUGACAGCAUGGAAUAUGUUCGGACAUUUAGGAAGAAGGAGGAUAUGAGAGGAAGACUCUUCUGGGUUGCUUUGGACCUGCUGGACUUGCUUGAUAUCCAGGCAAACCUUUGGGAGCCCCAGCGAACAGGUUUGCCCAUUUGGGCAGAAGGGCUGAUGUUCUUCUACUGCUACAUCCUUCUUUUGAUUCUACCAUGUGUGUCAUUAAGUGAGAUCAGUGUGCAGGGAGAAAAUGUGUCACCACAGAAGAUGAUGCUAUACCCUAUGCUCAGCUUGGUUACAAUCAACGUGGUCACCAUCCUCAUACGCGGCGUUAACAUGGUGCUCUUUCAGGACAGCCGGGUCUCCACCAUCUUUGUUGGCAAAAAUGUGGUGGCAAUAGCCACCAAGGUGUGCACCUUCCUGGAGUAUCGGAAACAGUCUCGAGAAUUCCCGGCACGUGAAAACGCAACUGGUAUUCCAAUGGAGAUCCAGCAGAACUCAGUGGGACACGGACAGGCUCUGCCGAAUGCAACAAGCCUCCCACAUGAACCUACGCCAGUGCAGGAGAUUAUCGACACAUGACCAAGUAACCAAUUAGAAUCGAGUCAUGAAGGCUCCAACCUGGCACAGUUCUACUUGAUGAAUGCAUGAGAGAGGGGACUUGUGGUAUUAUUGGUAUCAUUUCUGAGUAUUUGGACAGCUUUUCAACUGGGACAUAUGGAGGAAAUGAAAAAAAAACAUACAUAAACAAGCUGAAAUGUCAAGGUGCAGCAAAACAGAUUUCUACUGACUGAGCUGGCAUAUUUGAGCCAGAAUUUCCCUCUGUAAUGGCUGAGUGACAUCAGCUCAACUUGUUUUCCUUUCAAGAACAUAUGUGAGUGUGGGAUUUUUUCUUAUGCUGCAUUCCUUGCUGCGUCAGGUACUCACCAGAUAUCAGCAUCUCUCUAAAUUGGCUCCUGCAAUGUAAAAUGACUUUGGAAAGGUGUAGGAUUGAAGAAAGAAAGCAGCAAUUGAUUUACAACUGAGAGGAGGCUCUUUGGAAAUGUCUGGGGUUUUUUUUGCUAGGAUGAUCAUUUUGACAAGUGGCUAGUAAUUGAGAGUGUUCAACUGCUGCAGCAGUUGAGGCUUGUGGUUGUGCAUACAGGGAUUGUGUGGGCCAGUGCGAGGAUUGGAUAAUGACGAUAGAGUAAAAGAGGGACUUUGUCAAACUCAGCACAGAGAGAGACACAAAAAAAUCUUGAUCUGAUAAAACCAUUAUGAUAUAUAAUCUAUGUACAUUCCCUCACAAAAAGCCUUGAAGGUCAGUGAAUGCACUCACAGAGCUUAUUUGGUAAAAGCAUACGAGUAAACAUUAUUAUUAUUAUUAUUAUUAUUAUUAUUAUUAUUAUUGUUAUUAUUAUUAUUAUUGUUGUUGUUGUUGUUGCUGUUAUUAUUAUAUAUUAUUAUGUACUAGUGUGUGCGUCAUUUAUACAUUUUAUGUUGGAGGUUUAAUAAAAAAAGGAUACUUCAUCUCUGUGUUUGGAUGAGUGGGAGACUGAGAAAGACAUGCUAAAUGCUAAAGAUGUAACACUUCAUUUUAAGAAACCCAUUGUGGAUAUUGUGACCAAAAAAGAACAUUUGCCUGUCAUCUUCCUCCCACUGCAGACUACCAGUGUCAGUAUGGGCUAAAUACAGCACAUGUCACCAUCAUUUGAAUAAAUUCUGUCAACAAGAAGAGCAGAAAGAAAUCAAAUGGCAAACCUGCAAAAAUAAGAAAUUAUCUAUACCCCUAUUAGCUCACCUUUCCCAGCCUUACACAGCAAGGAAGCCUUUCGUAAAUCAUCAGGUCUGUACAUCCGAAAAUAAAUUGUGCUUCUUCUACAGGGUGGUAAAAGCUCCAUUCUUGCCCUCAAUGAUUUAUAUAUCAUCCAUAACCUCCUGAUAUAUUCAAUCUCAACACCAUUAAUUCAGCGCAUGUGGAUAAUGUGAGGCAGCGUUUCGUAUCUUG
This is a messenger RNA of Ictalurus furcatus (blue catfish), 2440 nucleotides long. It is a transcript of the gene tmem121ab, whose product is annotated as transmembrane protein 121Ab. NCBI's taxonomy places the organism in Eukaryota, Metazoa, Chordata, Actinopteri, Siluriformes, Ictaluridae. The transcript has a single exon. Bases 85 to 1035 code for a protein of 316 amino acids. The record is from RefSeq and is a predicted model, not a curated record.